This is a messenger RNA of Ostrea edulis (European flat oyster), 608 nucleotides long. RefSeq names its product diamine acetyltransferase 1-like. The record is from RefSeq and is a predicted model, not a curated record. NCBI's taxonomy places the organism in Eukaryota, Metazoa, Mollusca, Bivalvia, Ostreida, Ostreidae. The transcript has 5 exons. Gene Ontology annotation, molecular function: N-acetyltransferase activity. Bases 23 to 514 code for a protein of 163 amino acids.
AUGUACAUGUAGGACGCCAGACAUGGACGCAAUAAGCAUAAGGAAAGCGACGCUAGAAGAUUGCGACACAGUCUACAGUUUAAUGGAGGAAAUGCGAGAAUAUGAGGGACGCCAGGACGUGUUUAUUCUAACUCUUGAAGAGUUCAAACGUGACGGAUUUGGAGAGAAAACGUCUUUCGAAGCCUGUGUGGUGGAGCAUAAAGACAAUAAGGAGAUUAUCGGAUUUGCCACAUACUUUUUCGGGUUCAGCGGAGACUGUGGGAAAGUUCUUUACCUAGAAGACGUUUAUUUUAAAGCAGCCUAUAGAUCUAAAGGUUAUGGAACGGCACUUUUUAAAUCCAUAGCAAAGAUAACGAUGGAGAGCGGGGCUCGGCGAAUGGAAUGGUGUGUUUUGAACGACCCGUCAUGGAACGCCAAGACGAUAGAGUUUUAUAAGAAGUUCAAUAGUAUCGACGAGGGCUUAAAACUAUUAUAUCUUGAGGGCGAAGUUUUAAAGAAAUGUGCAGAAUUUUGAUGUAUUUAUACGGGCUUUUGCAUUGUACAUGUACGUUAGUGUACAAUCAAUGGAGUGUACAAUUAAUUAAAAUGUGUUCCAUGCUCACAGUCAA